CUGCUUUCGGACGCAACCGGGUGACACAAUUCGGCAUCCGGAGUUGACAUUGGAAAGCAAUUCUCUGUGUUCGUGUUUGGGAUCGUCCGUUGGUACGUGAUCAAUCUGCGAACGAACCACCGUCAGAAUUGAUAGGGCAGGCCGAAGUUUAGUGUAGAUCGUUCAGUAGUUAGACGAUCAUUCUCGGAACAGGAGCUCAGAAUGUUGUCUCGGCCGGUAUGGUACGUACUGCUGCAGAUGGUGACACUGGCGUUUUACACGGGUAAUUGUGCCAUAGAGAAUGGUGAUCGUACCUCCGCCCUGGAAGAAGCUCGAUUGCAGCGCGAAAACCUUGUAAGAAAGUAUCUGAAGCGGUUAAGGAAGGAAGAGGGCGCUCUGAAGUUGGUUGGCGGUCGGGGUGAUUAUGAGGGCAAUGUGGAGAUAUUUCACGCCGGCAAAUGGGGUGCCAUCUGCGAUGACGAGUGGGAUCAGGCCGAGGCGGAGGUCGUCUGCAGACAGCUCGGAUUUCCGGGAUACGUGAAACCAACCCACACCGGUUACUUUGGACGUGCGAAACGAAAGUUCUGGAUGGAUAAUCUGUGGUGCGGUGGUAAGGAAGCGGAACUGGCCGACUGUCACUUUGACGGUUGGGGUACGAACGAUUGUGAGGCGGGUGAGUCGGCGGGCGUGAUUUGCAAACAGCACGACACGGACAUUACGACCAAGAAGCCAAUACCGAUCGAGUGGAAGCGACCGAAGAAGCGCUUUGACGAAACGGUCGAAUUGCGGCUCGUUGGUGGCCGAAUGCCCGGUGAGGGACGGGUGGAAGUGCGUCUGGUGGAUGGAGAUGGAGCGCCAGGACCUUGGGGUAGUGUGUGUGGUGAUGGUUGGGGUUUACUGGAGGGUAACGUCGUGUGCCGUCAGCUUAAUCUUGGCUACGCAAACAACGCCGUCCAGACGGACUUCUUUUCGGAGGAGUCGGAAACGAAGGCACAACUCCCGGAACGAGUUUUACUGAGCGGGACUGAGUGUUAUGGCAAUGAAAGUACGUUGGCCGAAUGUUUGCAUGACCCAAUCGGAGAAGGAACGGAAAUACGGUGCAGUGAACGACGCGGUCAUGUAGCCGCUGUUACAUGUGUUCCACAAAUGGCCGACCUGGUGUUCGAUCAUGUCGAGAUGGAACAAUCGUUGCAUCUGGAGGAUCGUCUCAUGUAUCUGUUGCAGUGUGCGAUGGAAGAAAACUGUGUGGCCACGCAAGCGUACGAAAUCCAGCGUGACAAUCCGAACUGGCAUUUGGAGUCGCGCCGAUUGCUGAAGUUUACGGCACGCGUUGUUAAUAUGGGCACGGCAGACUUUCGACCCCACAUACCCAAGCACCUCUGGGAGUGGCAUCUGUGCCAUAUGCACUAUCACAGCAUGGAGGUGUUUGCAACGUUCGACGUAAUCGAUGGGCAGGGCAAACGGGUUGCCGAAGGACACAAGGCAUCCUUCUGUCUGGAGGAUAACCAAUGUUUGCCGGAUGUCGAACCACGGUACGCUUGUGCCAACUAUGGCGAUCAGGGCAUAUCGGUGAACUGUUCCGACAUCUACCGGCACAACAUCGACUGCCAGUGGGUGGACAUCAGUGAGCUGGACUUUGGCGAGUACACGAUGCGGGUGGCGAUCAAUCCAGAGUUUAAGGUACCGGAGAUGCGGUUCGAUAACAAUGCGGCCACCUGUCGACUGCUGUACACGCAAACGUAUGCCCGCGUGUUUGACUGUAAGCUGGAGCGUCCAUAAGGAAGGCCUGGAGAAAAGGAAAAGAAAUUAAUGGAUAAAUCAGAUUUUUGAAUGAAUAAUAAAUCUAUUACAUGAAGUGUGA
This is a messenger RNA of Anopheles funestus (African malaria mosquito), 1840 nucleotides long. RefSeq names its product lysyl oxidase homolog 2B (gene Loxl2). The transcript has 2 exons. NCBI's taxonomy places the organism in Eukaryota, Metazoa, Arthropoda, Insecta, Diptera, Culicidae. Gene Ontology annotation, molecular function: copper ion binding; protein-lysine 6-oxidase activity. Bases 202 to 1758 code for a protein of 518 amino acids. The record is from RefSeq and is a predicted model, not a curated record. Gene Ontology annotation, cellular component: membrane. Gene Ontology annotation, biological process: peptidyl-lysine oxidation.